AAAGAAGGCAAAGAAAAAGGUAAGGAUGUGGAUGAAAGACCUGCUUACAUGGAUGACUUUGAUGAUGAUUUUGGUCAGUACAUGAAGGGUGAGCAUGAUGUAGAUCUUUUCCCUGAAGAAGAAGUUUUUACUCCAGUAGAUCCUAGCAAAAUGGAGGUAAAAACUAGAUUUGCAAAUAAGGAAGCAUUUAAGAAACAUCUCAGGGGUUAUUGUGUUCUUAAUAAGUGUCAAUAUAUUUUGGAUAGAAGUGCUCCCUCUAGAAUUAAGGCUGAGUGUAGGUUUAAAACAGAACAUGAUUGUCCUUGGUUUGUGUAUGCUAGCAAGAAAGAGGGUGAGAAGACUUUUGUUCUUAGGAAAGUGAAUUUGGAACAUAAGUGUGAAGGGGAUCCCCAAAAUAGGAAUAGAUCUGCUGAUCCUCAUUUUGUAAAGGAUUUUGUUCUUGAUCAGAUGAAGAAUAAGCCUAAAAAAGUUGUUCCAGACCCUUAUAAAAUCAAGGAAGACUUCUUAGCUGAAAAGAGAGUAAAUAUACCAUAUACAUGUGCAUGGAAGGCUAGGAAUCUAGUUUUACAGUCAUUAUAUGGGAACUAUAAAGAAAGUUACAAUGAAGUACCAGCAUUCUGCAAGAUGUUUACUAAAUGCAAUGAUGGGUCUGUUGCUAAGUUCACUUUUGACACAGUGAAUAACACCUUUGAAAGCAUGACACUCUCAUUUGAACCUGCAAUGAGGGAAUGGGUUAGUAAUGUUAGGAAUUAUGGUAUGCAGAGCUGA
This is a messenger RNA of Papaver somniferum (opium poppy), 768 nucleotides long. RefSeq lists its product as uncharacterized. Lineage: Eukaryota; Viridiplantae; Streptophyta; Magnoliopsida; Ranunculales; Papaveraceae. The transcript is spliced from 3 exons. The record is from RefSeq and is a predicted model, not a curated record. The coding region runs from base 49 to 768 and encodes 239 amino acids.